Penicillium mononematosum is the source of this 1158-nucleotide messenger RNA. RefSeq lists its product as uncharacterized. The record is from RefSeq and is a predicted model, not a curated record. Bases 1 to 1158 code for a protein of 385 amino acids. The transcript is spliced from 3 exons. Gene Ontology annotation, molecular function: hydrolase activity. NCBI's taxonomy places the organism in Eukaryota, Fungi, Ascomycota, Eurotiomycetes, Eurotiales, Aspergillaceae.
AUGGACGAUCUUAGUCCGCUCCGACACCUGAUUCAAAAUCACCCGCUAAUCGACCACCAUGCCCAUAACCUAUUGAACCCCGAGUCAGCCACCGACUACGACAAUUACCCACUAGAGGCCAUCGCCACCUCAGCAGACGGUCGCGCCCUAGAAAAUGCCCGCACAACCCUCCCUCGUUACGGGCCGCAAGCCAGCUCUCGGAGCUCUACAGCCGCCCAUGUGCAGACUGGAACGACGUCCAAUCCGCGCACGAUGAAAGCCGACGACGAAGAUAUCGAAUCCUCGAGCUGGCACGAUAGCUUCACGGCCUCGCCGACAAAGCGGAUCGUGCAGAUCGAGGCCAUGGCCGAGUCCACAAUCCUACAGGUAUCGAACUCGCGCAAGAACGGCGAAUCAGUCUGGAAUAAUUUCCGACAGCGGUUCCAGGACGCUCUGGCGACAGCCUUGGAUGAUGCCAACAUAGUUGGCUUUGUAUCGGAAAUUUGCUGUCGGACCGGAUUGGACGUGGAUGCGUAUUCCUCUGAUGAUACCACCCUAGGCGGGUCAUUGAUUCGCAUCCUCGAUUCUGGUACAACCAAGUCCGGGUUUGCGGUCGAUGACAAGGAGAUUUGUGACUGGAUAGUCCAGCAAACGCUGAAAGCGAUCUCGUUUAAAAAGAAAGGCGGUGUUGCGAAGCCUUUGUUGUUCCACACCGGCUUGGGAGAUAACCGGGUUAAUCUUUUGCGAGCUAACCCUGCAUGCCUGCAGCCUUUAAUCGCACAGUACGCUGACGCGGACAUUGUGCUGUUGAAUGCCGGUUACCCUUACACCUGCGAGGCGGGUUAUCUGGCUGCUACUUAUCCAAAUGUCUAUCUUGAUCUCGGGAAAGUCUUUCCCAUGGUUAGCCGAGAGGCGCAGAUGAAGGUCCUGAGAGAAAGUUUGGAGCUUGCGCCUACUAAUCGUUUGCUCUGGAGUACCGAUGGCCGGUUUCACCCAGAGACGUUCUGGUUGGCUAAUCGACAGUUCCGCCAGGCUCUCGAGAUGGUACUAGUCGAUUACGUUCAAAAUGGCGACUUCACUGCGUCCCAGGCUUUGAGGAUAGCAGCUGAUGUUCUGUUCUAUAACGCCAAUCGUCUUUACAGCCUGGACUUGACUCCAUCGUACACUGCUGCGGAGUAA